Elaeis guineensis (African oil palm) is the source of this 894-nucleotide messenger RNA. RefSeq lists its product as uncharacterized. NCBI's taxonomy places the organism in Eukaryota, Viridiplantae, Streptophyta, Magnoliopsida, Arecales, Arecaceae. The record is from RefSeq and is a predicted model, not a curated record.
GUCUAUUCCUUCCCCACAGUAAUAACUUAGAGCUGGGUAUGACAAAUAUGGUAAGAAUGGAAACAAGAAUGGCAUGGUGCUUUGUGAUCCUAUUCAUUUCAUUGAUAAAUGUGGAUGCAAGGCAUAAGGUUGAGUCCAUGUCAGUGAACGAAGAAACUUUAGGAAAAGCUGCGAAAAUCUCAAGCACUAUGAAAUUGCUUGAAGAAAUUGGCAUACUUUCGAGUGAAGUAUGUCACAUUCUGCCUGCUGAUUUAGAAGCUAAGUGUCUAGAGACAUCAAGGACUUAUCUUCAUCAAACUAACUUGCUGUUCCAAGGACCAUCCCAUGAAGAAAGCCACUGCAACAACACAGAGUUAUGCACUGAUGAAGACAAGUCUCUAAUUGGAAUUGAUAUUUUUAUGGAGGAAAAGAUCCUUGUGAAGAUGCUCGAUGAGAGAGGAUGUGUUGCAUGCCGUAGGUUUGCCAAGGAGCUGAUGACAAAGUUAAAACAACCUAAAGCAAAGACGAAGAUGAUGGAGGUUCUUAUUGAGUAUUGUGAGGAAGUGGAGGAAGAUGAACAAUUAUGCAAGGAAAUAGUUUAUAAAUAUGCUCCUCGAGUUCUAUCUAAACUUGAGAAGACGAAGCCCUCAGACUUGUGCCGAAGGAUGAGCAUGUGUGUUGAAGAGAUAAACAUGUGAAGCCUAUAUGACAUCAAAUUGAAAUAUCAUUUUAGCUAUCCUUUUGCCUUCAUUCAAAAUAAUCAGCAAGGAGAUAUAUAGUAGUUCUUGGAACUUUUGAAUAACAUGUGUCAUUGUUACACAUUAAUUAUCUUUGCUUACUUGUGUAAUGGCAAAUACUAUAUUGUUUGCAAAGAUAUUAUAUAUGUUUCACUCAUUUAUAAGUUUCAUCAUAUCA